AUGGUGCCACGAGCCGGGAACAUGUCAUCCAUCAUCAUCAGAACCGCAGACCAAACAAAACGAAGAUUGUGUGAAGUCCUCAACGAAAUCAAGCGUCUGAACUUGGAUUCGGUCGACCAAAUGACAACAACCGACGAAACAAUCCGUCUUCAUCAGGAACGGAGAAGGAUCACCCAAGAAAAAAUCAUGCAUAUCCAAAUAUACAUAGGGGCGUUGGAAUCGGUCAAUACAGAGUGGAAACAAUUCAUCCAGCAGAUUUCGGUCUCAACAAAAAGAAAAGAAGAAGAAGAUGGAUACCUUCAGAUAAACGACGAUGAAUCAGGUAUUACCAACUUAAUUUUACAAGCAAAACAAACUGUAGUCAUUUUAAAAAUGUAUCAAAAUGAUUCGGAGUUCAUAUUACAACGGCUAAAUCAGCCUAUGGUAAGGGAGGAAACAACUCAACCCAAGGAACCCACACAAGCGGCUAUACAUCAACAAGCAAUUCCCGAUAUCCAUAAACUAAACUAUCUCAUCACAUGUCUCAAAGGAGAUGCCCUCCAAGCUAUCAGAGGUUAUGACAUAACUCCGGAGAAUUACAGUAUCGUAAGAAAUGUCCUCGUGGCACCAUAA
Molecule: messenger RNA, 612 nt
Organism: Brugia malayi
Lineage: Eukaryota; Metazoa; Nematoda; Chromadorea; Rhabditida; Onchocercidae
Exons: 2
Coding region: 1-612 (203 amino acids)
Source: RefSeq, a predicted model, not a curated record